AUGAGAAUCGUUCACACCAUGAUCCGGGUCAAGGACCUGGACGAAAGCCUCAAAUUCUACUGUGACGGAUUGGGGAUGGAUGUCUUGAAGAAGAAGGACUACGAGUCCGGCCGCUUCACCAACACCUUCGUGGGUUACGGCUCCGAGGAUGACACCGCCGUCAUCGAGUUGACCUACAACUGGGACACGCACGAGUACGACGUCGGCGACGGCUUCGGCCAUAUCGCCAUCGGCGUGCCGGACGUGUACGCCACCUGCGACGACCUGCGGAAGAAGGGGGUCAACAUCACUCGUGAUGCGGGUCCCAUGAAGCAUGGCGGCGGGGUCAUCGCGUUCGUCGAGGAUCCCAACGGCUACAAGAUCGAGCUCACCACUCGGGCCGAGUAG
Messenger RNA from Geodia barretti, 387 nucleotides. The record is from the annotation of a GenBank genome assembly. Lineage: Eukaryota; Metazoa; Porifera; Demospongiae; Tetractinellida; Geodiidae.